AUGGAUCAAUUCAAAGACGCCUUAUCGUUAGAGAUCUGUGCGACCAGCGAGGACGUUGGGAUGUACCUGGAAAGCCAUAUGAGACAACUACGACCUUGUGUUCUAGAGAAUCGCCAACUGCAGGAGGAGAUUAAAACUACGAUCUCAGAUGCAGUCGAUGGAAUGUUUCUGUUGGCACAAAUUUAUCUUGAUUUCCUCGAUGACAAAUUGACCACAAAUGAUAUCAAGAGGUCAUUGAAAAACUUUCGGAAGCAAGAUCGAGGAUCAAGUGAAGAUGAGAAGACUGAGAUAUUGAGCCAUGCCUAUGAUCAAGUGAUGGAGAGAAUUGAUCAACAGCGGCCGGGUUUAAAACAACUCGCAGUGAAGGUUUUGUCAUGGAUCAUCUAUGCGAAGCGGCCGCUCAGUAUACAAGAACUUCAGUAUGCCCUGGCAAUAAAGGAGGGAAAGUUCCAGCUUGACAAAGGAGACCUGCCACAUAUCGAAGAUAUGGUAUCAGUUUGUUGUGGAUUGAUCACUAUCGAUGAGGAAAGUAGUGACUAG
This is a messenger RNA of Penicillium psychrosexuale, 540 nucleotides long. RefSeq lists its product as uncharacterized. The record is from RefSeq and is a predicted model, not a curated record. The coding region runs from base 1 to 540 and encodes 179 amino acids. The transcript has a single exon. Lineage: Eukaryota; Fungi; Ascomycota; Eurotiomycetes; Eurotiales; Aspergillaceae.